AUGAAGGCUGUCGGGUCGUUGGUCAUGACGGCGCUCGCGGCGCAGACGGCGGCGGACCACUUGACGGUCGGUGACGCCAAGUGGACGGCGCCGACGUCCAUGGACAAGUACGUCAAGCUGCUGCACAAGGACACGGACGCGUUCGUCGCCGACGUGGCGGCGUGGGUCUCGCGCGUUGCGGACGACAAGAUCGAGACGGACGCGUCCUUUGCGGUUCGCACGGACGGCCGCGAGUGGAGCGAGUCGUGUGGCGACCUCUCGGCGCACAAGGCAUUCCAUGUGCUCGAGAGCUUUGUCGACGCGCCGGCGUCGGCGGCGUUGAGCCUCAAGCAGGCGACGCCGCUCGAGUGGCGCCCCGAAGACGACUGCGUUGCGCAGCGCGACUUUGAGUCGCUCGACGGCGGGUCCCAUGCCGAAUUCAGCGUCCACUGCGGCAAGGAACGUCUCGUGCACGCGAUCAGCGGCGGCAGCGGCUUUUACGCGCCGCGCGGUCGCCACGGCGACAAGUACGUGGGUGGCGCCAAGGCCGCGGUCGUCGUCGGCGAUGACAUUGAGCUCUCUGGUGUGCUGUACGCCGGCAAGCGCUUCAAGGGCAAGAUGGAGACCUUCCAUGUGCCCAAGCACGCCGACAAGGUCGUCGACGACCUCCACAAGGCCAUUCGCCGCUGCGCACGGGACGGGGACCUCGUCGUCUCGGGUGUUGUCGGCGGCGGCUGGACGCAGCGCUACACCAACAAGAAAGGCAAGCACGUCAAGAGCGAAGCCAAGCCAACGAAGGAAGUCAAGCCCACGGAAGUGGUCGAGACCACCAAGGCUCCGCAUGCCCCUUCCAAGGGCGUGAGCGUCGACAAGUCGGUGCUCGUGGCGGCCAACGCGACCUCUUCUGCUCCUUCCAACGCCACGCACGUCGUUCUCCCGUCGAACGCGACGGCUCCGGUCGCAACGACGUUGGCUGUUGUCAACACGACGAGUGCGAUCAACACGACGACUUUGACGAACGCGUCUUCGGCCGGCUCGGCGGACGGCUUUGCCGCCAUCACGGCGUCGCUCUCGGACCUCUCGGCGCACAUCUCGCUGGCCUACUACGAGGCGGGUCUCGAGUGCGCGACCCGCGAGUCCGACUCGGUGUGCCAAUCGGCGCGCGUCGCAGCCAAGCUGAACACCAAGCUCGUGAGCCUCAACGCAUACGAGACGCUCGACAUGUCGGCGGUCUAUGGCAACCGCCUCACGACGUCGUGGGGUCCGUCAUCCUUUGAUGCGAUGGCCGUCGCGGCCGUCGGUGCUGUCUGCGUCACGGCCUUUGUGGCCCUGCGCACGCAGCAGCGCCGCGCCGGCUACAUGGGUAUCCCGCAGCAAGACGCUGCCGCCGCGCCGACGUCGACGUGGCCGAGCUACGUCUAAGCCGUCACACCAUAAGCUGCACUAAGAACUGCGUUUUUGAUGUUGUCCUCAACGGUGAUGAACCAAACUGCC
Saprolegnia diclina VS20 is the source of this 1473-nucleotide messenger RNA. RefSeq lists its product as hypothetical. The coding region runs from base 1 to 1401 and encodes 466 amino acids. The transcript is spliced from 2 exons. The record is from RefSeq and is a predicted model, not a curated record. Lineage: Eukaryota; Oomycota; Saprolegniomycetes; Saprolegniales; Saprolegniaceae.